UCUCACUCGCUCACUCGUCUUGUGGUUGUGGUGGUUGUUGUUGUGGUGGUGGUUGUUGUUGUUGUGGUGGUGGAUGUGGUGAUUGUUGUGGUGGUUGUGGUGGUGGUAGUGGUGGUGGUUGUUGUUGUGGUGUGUCUGUGGGCUGUUGUAGUGUAGUGGUGCUGUAGUGGUGGUGAUUGUGGUGGUGGUGGUUGUUGUGGUGGUGGUUGUUGUGGUGGUGGUGGUUGUGGUGGUGGUAGUGGUUGUUGUUGUGGUGGUUGUGGUGGUGGUAGUGGUGGUGGUUGUUGUUGUGGUGGUUGUUGUGGUGGUGGUGGUUGUAGUGGUGGUGGUUGUGGUGGUGGUAGUGGUGGUGAUUGUGGUGGUUGUUGUGGUGGUGGUUGUUUUUGUGGUGGUUGUUGUGGUGGUGGUGGUUGUGGUGGUUGUUGGUCAUCUCGGUCAGUCGACCCGUGGCACCUGCUGGGUCUGCCCCGUGACCUCCUGCCAGCGGGCGUUCGACACUUCACGUGGCAGCCUCAAGGUGACGAUGUCACUCGUGGGGAUGGUGAGUGCAGUGGUGAGGCGCCGGGCACUUCCAGGGAGGACUGGGCUCACUCCCCUCCUCACCUCCGCACCUCAUCGCUGCCAACACAGCUCCACCUGCAAGGUUCCCCAACAGCCAACUUGGCAGCCUGCCGAGGAGCCUCCAUGUCCCGAGGUGGAGGUAGACCUGCUGGGCCACCUGGAGCACCAGGGCCUAGUGGCGUUUGGCAGCCGUGAAGCCUCCCGUCGCCUGGCGGACGCCGUGAGCUUCGCCCAGCGGCUGCAGGACGUGGACACCCACGCGGUGAGCGCCAUGGUGAGUGGCGCUCACCGGGGCAGGAGUCUGUGGCUGCGGAGUGACGAGGUGACGGAGGGAGGUCACGUGGACGAGGUGAUGGCGAACGCUCGUCACACAGAGGACGACUACUUUGUCGCCCCCCCAGGUAACAUUCCGCUGUCUGGGAGACCCGUGGAACUUGGAGCCGGCCACGAUGAGCCGGGCAGGCGCCCGCCGCACCCCGCCGGUGACCUGGACGAGUUCUGACGCUGAACGUUUCGCGAAAUGUCACGGGUGGACAACGACGGGAGGGGUUUCUUUUGGGGGUCAGAUGACGUGAACAUGAAUGUUUUGACGAUUUGUUACUCGUUAAAGUGCUGGUAACUGGCUCGGGGUGAAGCAUUUACACCAUUGGAACCUGAUUUGCCAGUAAAAAAUAUGAUAAUUGGUUUCAGUUUUGUUGCCAGAUAGAAGGGUAAAUAAGUAUAACCCGUAAAAACAAAGUUUUUCACUAUAAAUCCUUUAUAUGCGUGGCGGCUAGAGUCCUCUCGUCCUCUGGCUUGAGAUGGCUGCCACCUAUGGGUCAGAUGAUUGUCUGCCACCAUUAAGCAAUUGGUAAAUAAAUCCUAACAAGUGUGAAAUUUUGGAAAAAAAAAUUUAACAAAAAUAAAUUGUCACGCACAACGAGUCUGUGUGCAAAAUGUCAGCUCGUUUGGAUCACGGGAAGUGGGUUAAAAAACGACCGAAAGAUUUGCACGGUCCUAAGCAAGCAAGCAAGUGAACUUAAUAUAAAGGAUUUAAAAAACAAUUAUCAUAUUUUUUUACUGGCAAAUGAGCUUCCAAUGGUGUAAAUUCGUUACCCGUUCAAGUGCUGUGACUGGUAACUGGCACAAUUUUUUCAGCUUGUGUUUUAUUUACGUGAAAGACUGUUACCAACUGGCUGUGCCGGGCGGCGAGAGGGUUGAACGACAAACACGUUUAUAUCGACCCCAUCCAAAAAACCUCGCGAAAGUCGAAUGUGAUAAUUGUUUUUUUACCCCUUUUAUCUGGCAACAAAACUGACACCUUUUUUACACGAGGAAUCAUGUUUGCAUAGACCACAAUACCUGCAGCCAUAAUGCAAACAAAAAACAUAACUCUGAUAAUGUGCAGUCCUUGAAGUUGAUUGGUCCACAUCCGAGACAGCUUUCCUUAGAGCCUAGUCUCAGAUUGAAGGGUAAAACACCAAUUAUCAUAUUUUGGUACUGGCAAAUGAGGUUCCAAUGGUGUAAAUACUUCACCCCGAGCUCUCAUACUCUGAUGGUGCAUUGUCUUUGAGUUGUGCGCCUUUUGGCGUCAUCUGGUCCAACACCACGCUACAAGCCUAGGACGUGUCAUUCAGAUUCUGUCUUAUCGACAGACCUGUUCUUCACCUGAGGACGGCUGCUUGCGUUGUGGCCGAAACGUGAGAAUAAUUUGUAUACUGAUAGGAACGAAGUGAACCAGCCUACAAUAGAUUAUAUCGUCCGUCCGUCCGAUGUCCGAUUAGGUGUAGCAACAUCGCCCCUACUGCAAACACUUGGCAUGACCCUACAAAACCUUUAGACUCAGUGAGGCUUUCCUGGCUAAACAAGUGUAACAUUCCCUUAUAAUUCCCUGAGAUAGUUUUUUAAUUCCCUGAGAUACUUUUUAAUUAAAACAUUUAAAUUAAAAAUUAACUCACAGCGCCCUAAAGCCUACAGCUAGGCCUAAAGCCUAGAACUAGGCCUCAAACUCUCCCUUCAUAUUGUCCGAUUAGGUGCAGCAACAUCGCCCCCUACUGCAAACACUUGGCAGGACCCUAGAAACACCUUUACACUCAGUGAGGCUUUCCUGGCUAAACAAGUGUAAUAAUACAUUAUGUUUAUAUUCUUUGGUUAUUCGUUCCUACCAGCCCACCCCGCAGGGUCCUGUUUAUAUUAUUUCCAUUCUACGUGAUGACUUUACCGAAAGAACCAAGAAGAUGAAUCCCUGCAGUCACGAAAGCUUUACAUCGAAAUUUCUACCGUAAACUGUUGAGGCGAUCGCCUUUGAUUUCGGAUUCACCGAAGCAGCGUAUUGGUUCCGGUUUUAAACACACGUCAGACUUUGUAAAAAUAACAAAUGUGCAGCAGUUUUUUUUUUUACAAAAUUUUCUUUAUUAAUUGUAUGCCUAGCGGGGAAAAUCCACGCGUUUUUAAAUCACAGGUGCGCAGUUAUUCCGCAAAAAAAAUUAGCAAAACCUGUCAACCCCGUACGGGUUUAGCCCGCAUUUUUGGGACAGGAAAAUUGCGUUCAUGUCCAAACAGCGUACAGCCGUUUCAAUACGGGCAACAUUAAAACACAUUCCUGCGGAGGGAGCUGGUAGGAACGUUGGGUUGCUCGGUCAAUGGCCUGCAGGGUCAACGGCGGCGUGGUGUAUUCCGCAAAUAUGCCCGACUGUGAGGGCGGGCACAAGCCGGCGUGAGUAGGUUAAACGUUGAGUUUUAUAAGGGCACCACGGGGUGACCAGCCCCUCCCCACCCUACCCCACCCACCCAGCCCUACCCCACCCACCCAGCCCCACCCCACCCUCCCCACC
Molecule: messenger RNA, 3374 nt
Organism: Lethenteron reissneri (Far Eastern brook lamprey)
Lineage: Eukaryota; Metazoa; Chordata; Hyperoartia; Petromyzontiformes; Petromyzontidae
Gene: GATC
Product: glutamyl-tRNA amidotransferase subunit C
Biological process (GO): glutaminyl-tRNAGln biosynthesis via transamidation; mitochondrial translation; regulation of translational fidelity
Cellular component (GO): glutamyl-tRNA(Gln) amidotransferase complex; mitochondrion
Source: RefSeq, a predicted model, not a curated record